This is a messenger RNA of Papilio xuthus (Asian swallowtail), 984 nucleotides long. RefSeq lists its product as uncharacterized. Lineage: Eukaryota; Metazoa; Arthropoda; Insecta; Lepidoptera; Papilionidae. The transcript has 3 exons. Bases 235 to 888 code for a protein of 217 amino acids. The record is from RefSeq and is a predicted model, not a curated record.
AUUAAAAUUCUACAGAAAGCAAAAGUAAAUAAUAACUUGUAUUCCAUUGUUAAAUUACUUUAUGUGGAUUUACUAGCGUGGACAGAAUCUCAAAUAGACAAUGAGGAAAAAAAUGUUGGAGCACCAAAAAACCAAGGAUUAACUUCGACGGUAUCAUAUUAUACAGCACCUCAUUUAAAUUCUGGACAUAGAAAAAGAAAACAUUCGUCCAAUGAUGUUCAAGCUUUAAGAGAAAUGCUUAGAAAAAAAAAUUGUGAAAUUGAUGUACAAAGUACUGAAAGAAAUAUCUAUCCUGCGUCUGCCAGUUAUCCUCCUAUUAGUAUGGUAUAUUAUCCAACGAAUUUAACAGAAUACUGCAAUCCUCAAGAAAAUAAUAUUAAUCAAAUCAACGGUUUAAAUCCUCCAAUAAGUAUGCAAGAGCAACAAAAUCAUUUAAGUACAUCUUCAUAUGGAGCUAAUUCAACAAUUGAGUAUCAAAACACAACGCAAACAAAUAUUUCACAAAGUUUAGUAAGUAAUUCAUUAAAUUUAGAAAGAAAUAGAUACGACGUUCAAGAUGUGUCUCGAAGUUCUAUUUCUAGAGAUAGCGGCUUUAUGAGUCCUGAUAUCAUAUUUUCUCCACAAGAAUCAACGAACACUAAUUAUCAAGACCCAUCUUAUUGGCAGACGCCCACGUCAACACAAAACACACCUAAAGCAAACAUAUUAAGUGACAGGAGGGUAGGUUCCUGCGAAGUAUGCGGAAAACAAACGGAUCUGCUAUGCUUGGGUUGUUUUAAAUAUUUCUAUUGCAGCUAUAAGUGUCAGAAUAUACAUUGGCUUACGCACAAAUUAAUGUGUCAAAACACUUACAGUCCAACAGUGUCGCUUCGAAAUUCAUUGUUUUAAGUUUAGAGUUUAUUAAAUUAUUUUCUCAUCGAAAAUAAGUCUUUUAAAGUACAGAUAAGAAGAUAAAAACGUUGAUUAUAACAGUUACAAUUACAA